CCCCCAACCCUCCUCUUUAAAAUGAAACGGAACGGGCCGGGUCGGUUGUUACUUUGUGCUCAUCGCCUGCGCUGCCAUGACCUCCUUUGAUGACAUCUUGGAGGAAGUCGGGAAGUUCGGGCGCUGCCAGAAGCGCAUCUUCGCCCUGCUGUGCCUGGUGUCCAUGCCCUGGGCCGGCGUCUACGUGGGCAUCGUGUUUCAGGGUUUCACCCCGGACCACUGGUGCCGGGACAGCGACGUGCAGCAAUGGAGGCAAGCGUGCGGCCGCAGCUUGGCCGACAGCCGCAGGAUGACGGCGCCGCUGCUGAACGUGUCCGGCGAGCUGCAGCACAGCAGCUGCGAGCAGUACGACGUGGACUGGAACGCCACGCUCACCUGCGACUCUCAAGAAGAGAUGGACCUGAGCGGAGCCCCCACCGUGCCCUGCAAGAGCGGCUGGGAGUACGACUACGAGGAGAGGCGGUCCUUUGUGACGGAGUUUGACCUGGUAUGCUCCGACGCCUGGUUGAUGGACAUGUUCCAGGCCAUGCUGAACAUCGGCUUCCUGCUGGGCAGCAUCGCUAUCGGUUACCUGGCUGACAGAUUUGGCAGGAAGUUGAGCUUCCUGAUGUCCAACGUGUUCAACGGCAUCGCAGGGAUCCUGGUGGCCGUGGCACCUGACUACGUGUCCAUGCUGAUCUUCAGGGUGCUCUUUGGCUUCGGCGUGAAGGGAGGCUGGAUGGCAGGAUACGUGCUGAUCACCGAGAUCGUAGGUGUGGAGUACCGGCGCACGGUGGGCGUGGUUUACCAGAUGUUCUUCAGCGUGGGGCUCCUGGUGCUCCCCCUGCUGGCCUACUUCAUCACCGACUGGCGAUGGCUGCAGGUCGUCAUCACCGUGCCCUACUUCCUCUACGUAUUCUACUACUGGUUCAUUCCAGAGUCUCCAAGAUGGCUGCUGUCCCAGAACAGGAAGGCCCAGGCUGUGGAGAUCACGGAGGCCAUGGCCAAGGAGAACCACAUGACUUUGUCCAAGAACAUCGAGACUUUGAGGGACGACAACGCUGACCCCUCGGCCACCGCCUCCUUCAUGGACCUGAUCAGAACGCCCAACAUGAGGAAGCACACGUUCAUCCUCAGCUACAACUGGUUCACCAGCGCGGUGGUCUACCAGGGUCUGAUCAUGCGGCUGGGCCUCCUGGGAGGAAACGUCUACAUCAGCUUCCUCAUCUCCGCUCUGGUGGAGUUUCCCGCCGCUUUUCUCAUCCUCUUCACCAUCGAGCGCGUCGGCCGCCGCUUCCCCUUUGCCGCCGCCAACGUGGUGGCCGGAGCCGCCUGCCUCAUCACCGCCUUCCUUCCUGACAGUGAGGACGCCCGUGUCCGUCUGCCCGUGUGCUUCAUCCAUUGGGAUCUUACGGUCGGUCUUGUCGUGGCAGGCGUGUCCUGGUUGAAGACGGCGGUGGCCUGCGUGGGCCGGCUGGGCAUCACCAUGGCCUUCGAGAUGGUGGUCUUCGUCAACACGGAACUCUACCCCACGUUUGUCAGGAACCUGGGCGUGUCCGUGUGCUCCACGCUGUGCGACAUCGGCGGCAUCGUGGCGCCCUUCCUGCUCUACCGGCUGGCCGUCAUCUGGCUGGAGCUGCCCCUCAUCAUCUUUGGUAUUCUGGCUUUCCUGGCCGGCGCUUUGGUCCUGCUGCUUCCGGAAACACGAGGCGUCCCGCUGCCCGACACCAUCCAUGACAUCGAGUUCCCUGACAAGGCGAAGCUGAAAGGCGAGCAGAAGAACCAGCAGUUGAACACCCUCCUCCCCACCCCCACCGCCAACAUCUCAACCAACCAAAACACAGCAAGUGUCUGAACUCCUCCUCCUCCGCUCAAGUAUUUAUUCACCUUCAUGAGCUCCAAACAAAGCAUCUUAGACGAGACAAAUGACUAAGUUGUAUUCUUGAUGAUUGGCCAAUAAAGAUGACUUCCCAUUGGCCCGUGGACAUGCGCAUGAUUGAAGACCAGGCCGUCCAAUAACAACGCUCCUCCUUCAACAUCAGCGCUUAACUUUUCUCUUUGAACUUUAAUUGUCUCUGAUGGUUUGCUGGAUCCAAUCAAUAAACUUGGACACGCGAGCGUAGACGCCGGGCUUCAUGGGGUUGGCGCAGCCCAAACCCCACGACGUGACGCCCUGCAGGAUGAACUUGUUGUUGGAUUUACACACCAGGGGGCCACCGCUGUCACCCUGCAGGGAGACGACACACCAUGAGUACCCGCUGCUGCUACUAUUACUACUACUACUACUACUACUACUACUACUACAUGCACCCCUCAUUUAUGCUGGUUAUUUGGUUCCAGAGCAUGCUACGUUAGAGCAUAGAAAACCUAUUUAUAACGUUCUACAGUUACCAUUAUUAGAGCCCUACAGACAUGAAAUAACACCCCUAUAGUCACUUAACACUUUGUUCACACCACAUGACCAAUGUGCGAGCUAUGGGAUCACUGCAGGGACACAAGAGACAGUUUAAAUAUUAGCAAGCUGACUAGCAACUGUUGCUAUUUCUGCAUUUUGUUAACAUUCCCGGCACCCCCAUCCCCCACCAUAGCGGUGUUUUGACCACCACAUGUGACUCCUCUGGGAUGACCCCUCCCGCCAUACAGAAGACGGUGAAGCUCCGGCAUGCGCUGCGUUGUGGACUGUCGUAGCGGGCAGACACGCUGCUGCCAGCAGCUGUGAGCCACUGUUGCAACUUUGGCACUUUAGGGUUAAGAAACAGACUGGGGGAGACGGACAAAGUAGCCAAAAACCUACCACUUCCACACUGAAAGCGAGAUCUCUUCACUCGACCAUGUGGGACAUAACAUCGAAUGUCAUGGCUAAACAAUGGAACAUGACUGACUCCUAGUGGCCGAAAUACAGCUGCACUACUAGUACUACUUUUACUGCUACUACUUUUACUGCUACUACUACUGCUAUGAUAAAGCGUAUUAUUACUAUGAACUUUUCUCCUUAAAUUACUAAGUUUUACUAUUGUUACAAAUAUAUUAUAAAUAAUAUUAUUAUAAAUAAGUACUUUUUUUAAUAUAUUGACUUUAUCAUCGGCGGUCGAGUGGUUAGCGCGCAGACCUCACAG
Molecule: messenger RNA, 3095 nt
Organism: Doryrhamphus excisus (bluestripe pipefish)
Lineage: Eukaryota; Metazoa; Chordata; Actinopteri; Syngnathiformes; Syngnathidae
Source: RefSeq, a predicted model, not a curated record